GGUACAUUUGGACACCAUCCAGGGAGUUUUGAGGAAAUCCUUAUAUUAUUGGCACGUGCCUUUUUAAGAGUCUCUUGUAAAAGCGCGUGGUCGAGAAACGUGACGUUUGACGGGUGAAAGUUGAACAGAUGAGAAAAACAGGAGGUGUGUAACUCUCAUCUUUUCUGUUAUUGUGAGAAGGACUGCUAGUGUGAACGGCAAACGCAACAUUCAGAGAUGAGUUUAAGUGUUAUUCUGUCAGAGAUCGACGGUGGAGAUGACAAGGGGGUUGAAAAGCUUUUGCUGAAGUAUAACACAGAGAACAGCCACACGUUUGCCUUUGACCACAAAGAGGAGGAUGCACGCAUUAAGUUAUGUCGGGGUCUUCUUACAGUCCUCCGUCGGUCAGAUCUUCCACUUUGCCAAAGCACCUGCCUGGAGACCCUGCGCAUCCUGUCCAGAGACAAGCGUGUACUUGGACCCGUAGCCACCAGAGAGGGCAUCCUCACUCUAGCAGGGCUUGCCCGGAUCCGUGUGGCGGGACACGACGGAGAGCCGUUAGAGGAGGCGCAGUCAGCAGAAGAGGAGAGGGUAGUGGUAGAGGCCCUCAAGUGCCUGUGCAACGUGGUGUUCAACAGUGUGUCGGCACAGCAGGUGGGAGCUGACUUGCAGUUGGCGGAGGGCCUGUGUGCCUGUUUGCAUUCGAUCAGCUCGUCCCAUCAUGAGGUUGGCCUGUUCUCUCUUCGGCUGCUGUUUCUGCUUUCCGCCCUGCGGACAGAUGUGCGUAGCACGCUUCAGAAGGAGGUGGGCGCAGUGAGGCUGCUCACUAAUGUGCUGGAACGCACCCUCGACGUGCGUUGGGUGGGGCCAUAUGAGGCUGCGCCCCCUGAUCCAGAAGCCCUGCCCAUUUCACUAGAAAACAACGAGCAUGCCAUGGAAGCCCUUAAAGCUCUUUUUAACAUCACCAUGUCUGAUUCGAGUGAUGAGGACAGUGACCACCAGCUUCGGCUCAUUGCAGGCAUCAUGAGACAUCUCCUAAUGCUGAAGACACACUCUGAAGAUAAAACAGAGGAGGCUCACAGUCAUGCCAUAAAUCUCCUGAGUAACCUUCCUGUGCAGUGCCUGGAUGUUCUGAUAGACGUCCCUGUCCAAGGUGGGAUGGAAAAGUACGGUGGGAAGAACAUGGACACAGUGCAGAUGCUGCUAGAUUUUAUGGAAAAGAGGAUAGACAAGGGUUCCAACUAUAAAGAAGGCUUGACACCUGUGCUGAGUCUGAUGACAGAGAGCUCUAGAUACCACAGGGACAUCCGCAGAUACCUCAAGGCCAAGGUGUUGCCUCCCUUGAAGGAUGUGAAGGAAAGGCCAGAAAUCGGCUGCACCGUUCGAAACAAACUUGUGCGUCUCAUGACUCAUAUAGACAUGGCUGUGAAACAGGGGGCUGCUGAGUUCCUUUUUGUCCUCUGCAAGGAGAGCGUGGAUAAUCUGUUGAAGUAUACUGGUUACGGCAAUGCUGCGGGGCUGUUAAUGGCACGAGGGUUGCUGGCCGGAGGCAGAGGAGAGACACAGUACUCAUCUGAUGAAGACUCGGACACUGACGAAUACAAGUCAGCAAAACCUUUCAUUAACCCCAUUACAGGACACAUAGAGCACCCAAUGCCAAACCCCUUUGAGGAGAUGACAGAGGAGCAGAAGGAAUAUGAAGCUCAGAAGCUUGUCAAUAUGAUUGAUGAAUUAUCAAGAAAAGAACUGAUCAGACCAAUGGGAGUGAGGAAGGAUGGCACACUAGCGCCCCUAGGACAAGCUAUCCAUGAGUGCAGCCCACCACCCAGCAGUGACUCGGACUCAGACUAGCAGGAGAAACUGGAGUUCACUGAAACCCUUCAGGCACCGCUGCUGACGGCUAACCGUCGCAGUCUUACAAACUGUCCCUUGCAAGGGGAUACUUCAGUUACUUUUGUUGCACGAGGGGCAUGUCUUUCUAAUUGGGGCGUAUAUGGUAAAAUACAUAUUGAGCAGAGAGAGCAGAAACACAAAUGUUUAAAUGGAUAUCUGGUUAUGAUCAGACAUCAGAUGUGAUCACAGUGACUAUCAGGAGGAGCUGUUAAGUAGGAAGUUACACAACUUAUUCACAUGUCUUUGACGCUAUUUGUGAAAAAGUAAAUGCACUUCAAUAAUGACAUGUAAAGGCUUCAUCACUUAAUCUUACAAAUCAAUGUUUAAAAGCUGUAUUUAUUAUUAAAGUCUGUGGCUGUUGCUGGUCCACAGAUUGGAGAAACCCGUUUUAUGAUGUUUCAAAACACUUGAAUGGUUUUUGAAAUGUUAUAUGCCAAGACAAGCCAUGAGAUCAUUUUUAAAUGAGUUAUUUGUUGUGCACUUGAUUGUUUUUAAAAAUGCAUUUUUUUUGUGUCUACCACUUAAGCCUUGAGUUUCAAACAAUUGUCUUUUCUAAUGUUAUAUUUUUAACUACACAAUUUUCUAUAUAUAUGUAUUUUUUUCCUUUUUUUUUUCUUUCAAUGUUGGUGUGAUUUUUUUUUUUUUUUUCCCCUUUUAUCCUUUUUCUAAUGUUCGGUUUUCUACGCAAGACAAAGCAUGUAAUUAAAUUCAGAUUUUCUAAAUACUCAUCUUCUAUAACCACUAUAAUAAAAGUCAGCAAAGUAAAUGGGCUUUGUAAAACUUGUAAAAUGUUAAUUUUCCCUCAACUUUUGAA
Messenger RNA from Megalobrama amblycephala (Wuchang bream), 2686 nucleotides. RefSeq names its product RIC8 guanine nucleotide exchange factor B (gene ric8b). Gene Ontology annotation, molecular function: G-protein alpha-subunit binding; guanyl-nucleotide exchange factor activity. Lineage: Eukaryota; Metazoa; Chordata; Actinopteri; Cypriniformes; Xenocyprididae. The record is from RefSeq and is a predicted model, not a curated record. Gene Ontology annotation, cellular component: plasma membrane; cytoplasm. Gene Ontology annotation, biological process: G protein-coupled receptor signaling pathway.